Molecule: messenger RNA, 2074 nt
Organism: Setaria italica (foxtail millet)
Lineage: Eukaryota; Viridiplantae; Streptophyta; Magnoliopsida; Poales; Poaceae
Product: laccase-15
Exons: 7
Coding region: 87-1883 (598 amino acids)
Molecular function (GO): oxidoreductase activity; copper ion binding
Source: RefSeq, a predicted model, not a curated record
CAAUGCAGCCACACUUUACCUAUAUGUAGUACUACUUAAGAGGCACAUUGCAGAGCACAUUGAGCUAGCUAGCCAAAUCUCAUACCAUGGACAGCCGGAGCCUUCCAGUGGCAGCCACCGCUGCUCUCAUCUUCUUCUCUGUCAUAGCCCUGUCAGCGGGUACAGCCAUCGUCGAGCACACCUUUGUUGUGACCCAGGUGACUAUGACUCACUUGUGCAAGGAUACGCUGGUCACCGUGGUGAAUGGGCAGUUGCCCGGGCCGGCGAUCGAGGUCACAGAGGGAGACUCCAUCGCCGUCCAUGUUGUCAACAAGUCACCCUUCAACUUAACAAUCCACUGGCAUGGAGUGAGGCAGCUGCUCAACUGCUGGGCGGAUGGCGUGCCGAUGAUUACCCAGCGCCCCAUCCUUCCAGACCAUAACUUUACCUACCGUUUCGAUGCUUCCGGGCAGGAAGGAACCCUAUGGUGGCAUGCUCAUGUCCCCUGCCUCCGUGCAACAAUACAUGGCAUCUUGAUCAUCCGGCCGAGGCAUGGAGCCAUCUCCUAUCCAUUUCCUAAGCCUCAUAAGGAGAUCCCCAUCAUUAUAGGGGAGUGGUGGGACCUAGAGGACCUUGGACAGGUGGACAGGCACUUGAGGCAUUAUGUGGCUGACGAUUACUUCAAAGCGUCCACAAUCAAUGCCAAGCUUGGAGAUCUCUACAACUGCUCUGGCGUCGUCGAAGAAGCCUACAAGCUGGACCUGGAGCCCGGCAAGACCUACCUGCUCCGAGUACUCAAUGCUGCGCUCUUCUCUGAGUACUACCUCAAGAUAGCUGGGCACAAGUUCAUAGUGGUUGCUGGCGAUGCCAACUACGUUAGCCCCUAUACGACGGACACCAUCGCGAUCGCUCCCGGCCAGACAUUCGACGCCCUCGUGGUCGCCGAUGCGUCUCCUGGAAGAUACUACAUGGUCGCCAUGCCCAACCAGCCUCCAAAGCCCGACUAUCAGAGCCCAGUCUUGCCCACUAGAGGCGUACUGCAGUAUAGCAACGGAGCAGGAGGAAAUCAGCCCGGUGAUGUUCCAAUGUCACCAGAGAUGCCUGACAACCACAACCAUAUGCUAUCGUUCUACUUCCAUGGCAACCUUACCAGCUUGCACCACCCAAGACACCUACCAGUGCCGAAGCGAAUCGAUGAACGCCUAUUCAUAACGCUCGGGCUUGGCUCCGUUUGUCGGCAAGGCCAGUCCUGCGAGAGAGGAGCAGAGAGCGACGAGGUCAUCGUUGUGGCAACCAUGAAUAAUAUAUCAUACGAGCUCCCCACCGUGUCGAGACCACUGCUAGAAGCCCACUACCAGAACCCCAGCAACAUUGACUGGCUGCAAGAACUCCCUGAUGUACCACCGCGGGUGUUCAACUUCACUGACAAUUCCUUGAUCCCAACAGGACCCAAGGAGGAACAGCUAGAGCCGACGUCCAAGGCUGCGUUGGCACGGCGAUUCCGGUAUGGAGCUGUUGUUGAUGUGGUGUUCCAGAGCACGUCAAUGUUGCAGAGCGAGUCCAACCCGAUGCACCUGCACGGACAUGACAUGUUCGUGCUGGCACAGGGGAGCGGCAACUAUGACAUGGAAAGGGAUGUGGCGAAGUACAACCUAGUUAAUCCUCCACUUGUGAACACCGUGCUUGUACCACGGCUUGGAUGGGUGGCUGUCCGGUUUAUUGCGGACAAUCCAGGUGUAUGGUAUAUGCAUUGCCACUUCGAGUUUCAUCAAUCAAUGGGCAUGAUAGCAUUGUUCAUUGUGGAGGACGGACCAACAGCGAACACAUCGCUCCCCUCACCGCCAGUGGAUUUUCUGACAUAUGGCGAUGAUAAUAAUCUCAUGCCAGAUGAAUACUACCUUUAGAAUGAGCAAAUUAAGUCCCACGCGUAAAUGGUGUCUAGACGAUAACUAUCAUAAUGGGCUUUCCAAUAAAGAAAUAAACAUAUGAGCUAUUAGAAGAUGUUAUACAGAUACACGCAUACUUGCUAUAAUAUAUUUUUUUCACAAUCUCCUUGAAAUUUGAGUUCAAGUGAUUUUGUUGGACUUUUGCUGUA